GGCCCUGCCCCCAGAGAAGUCGCCGCGACAGCCAUGGGUCCCGGCUGGUCGCCUGCGCGGCGGUUGUGGCCGCUGCUGUGGCGCACGGUGGUCUCGCAGCGAGCGGACCCCGCGGCGUCUUCGGUUCUCCGGCUUCCUCGGCUGGCAGAGCAAUGGCUUUCGGCGGGGCCGGCGGCCUGCCCGACCCCGAGUCCAGCGCGCGGCCUGCACCGUGGACCUCAGCCGCAGGAGCGACCCGAUGGCGAGGCUCGGCUGCAGCCGGGAGCCGCAGAUCGCAUUGGCUCCAAGUUUGACAUCGAUAUGCUGGUUUCACUUCUGAGGCAAGAAAAUGCAAGAGACAUUUGUGUGAUCAAGGUUCCUCCAGAAAUGAAAUACGCAGACUACUUUGUAAUUGGUAGUGGGACUUCCAGCCGGCACUUACAUGCUAUGGCCUACUACAUUGUGAAGAUGUAUAAACACCUGAAAUGUAGAAGUGACCCUUAUGUCAAAAUUGAAGGGAAGGACACUGAUGACUGGCUGUGUGUGGAUUUUGGCAGUAUGGUGAUCCAUUUGAUGCUUCCAGGAACCAGAGAAACCUAUGAAUUAGAGAAAUUAUGGACUCUACGUUCUUUUGAUGACCAGUUAGCUCAGAUGGAAGCUGAAACGUUACCUGAAGACUUCAUUCUUGGACUAGAAGAUGACGCCUCAUCCCCGACUCCAGUGGAGUUCAAACGUGAAUGAAAGCAAUGCCUUUCAUCCUUAGACGUGAGCCAUCUGCAAGUGCAGGUCCUGCCCUGUUUGCUCGGCCACUCAAGUUCUGUCUACCUCUUGGGCACUCAUGCUGAUGGCAGCUGUGCAGAGACUAGAGAUAAAUUAGCUCACAGACCAAGAACCAGGAAUUCAGUCCCAGUUUUUCAGCAUACUGCCUUUACUUUUGAGAUCAUAUCAGAAUUACUAGCACUGAUCCCCCAAUAUUAACUCAAGUUCUCUGCUCAGAUUAUUAAAUUUGUUUAAAU
Molecule: messenger RNA, 995 nt
Organism: Microtus ochrogaster (prairie vole)
Lineage: Eukaryota; Metazoa; Chordata; Mammalia; Rodentia; Cricetidae
Gene: Malsu1
Product: mitochondrial assembly of ribosomal large subunit 1
Biological process (GO): negative regulation of translation; negative regulation of ribosome biogenesis
Cellular component (GO): mitochondrion
Molecular function (GO): ribosomal large subunit binding
Source: RefSeq, a predicted model, not a curated record